This is a messenger RNA of Ixodes scapularis (black-legged tick), 850 nucleotides long. Its product is annotated as maleylacetoacetate isomerase. Bases 153 to 836 code for a protein of 227 amino acids. The transcript is spliced from 7 exons. Lineage: Eukaryota; Metazoa; Arthropoda; Arachnida; Ixodida; Ixodidae. The record is from RefSeq and is a predicted model, not a curated record. Gene Ontology annotation, biological process: L-phenylalanine catabolic process; glutathione metabolic process. Gene Ontology annotation, cellular component: mitochondrion; cytoplasm. Gene Ontology annotation, molecular function: glutathione transferase activity; maleylacetoacetate isomerase activity.
AUCACUUUGACCGGCGAUAAAUUGGUAAUAGGCCUCAUUGUGGAGACUAUAUCAUCCCUUCAGGAGAAGCCUCAUUCUACAGCUAUUGGUUGCCGACAGUUACGCAAUUAUCGGCUUUCGUCUGGGCUGAAGAGCACCAAUAGCUCGCAGAAAUGUCUUCCAAGCCCAUUUUGUACUCCUGUUAUUCGGGCUCCUGUCCGUACAGAGUGCGGAUCGCACUGGCUUUGAAGAAUGUUGACUAUGAGUACAAGUCGGUCGAGGUGUUAAAAGAGGGAGGAGAGCCUGGCGAUCAGCUGUCCCCGGAAUUCACGAAGAAGAACCCGAUGCAACAGCUGCCGGUGCUCGAUAUCGACGGUGAACCACUCUCACAAUCGCUCGCGAUCAUCGAGUAUCUGGAAGAGAAGUAUCCCGAGCCCAGGUUGCUGCCAGACGAUAUCAUUCUACGAGCAAAGGUUCGCGCCAUUGCGCAUUUGAUCGCAUCUGGCAUUCAACCCUUCCAGAAUGUCAGCGUUACCCGCAGACUGGAAGUCGGAAAGAAUCUCGACUGGUGCACGCAUUUUAUCACCAAAGGAUUUCAAGCUUUAGAAGCAGUGCUCUCCAAGACGGCGGGAAAGUACUGCGUCGGGGACAGCGUCACCAUGGCCGACAUCUGCCUGGUGCCUCAGGUGCUCGGCGCGGCAAAAAACAGGAUUGACAUGACUCCGUUUCCGACCAUCAUGCGCAUAUACUGCGCGCUCAUGGAGCUGCCAGCUUUCAAGGUUGCCCACCCAUCCCGUCAACCAAAUGCGCCCGACAAUUACGCAAAAUUUACGGAUCUGGAGAAGAUUGCAAAGUAAAACAGUUUCCGUAA